UGAACAUGUCCAGGGGUCUCAAAAAUCCCUGUUUGCUGUCAGUGUGAGCAUUAUUCUGACGCUCAAGCUGAUUGUUGCUCACAGAAUCUCGGUCUGGUGCCCAUCUGGUUGGAGUCGUGCUGAACUUCUGGCGAUUAGGGAUGGGUGGAAUUUGUUGCUUUCUCAGGAGCGAAAACUGAGGCGUGGAUAAUCGAGGUUGACAUCAAACUUGCCGAGGAACGUUGCGAAUCCUCGGCAGUUGGAUAAGCACCGUUUCUUAAAUACAAAUUCCCUAGCUUCAGUACAAUUUGCGCAGGUUUUGAAUCGACAUUUGGUUUCCAUUCCACUCCUCCGGCGCCACAAUCUAUCAACAUCUUCAACCUCACAAUGGCGCACGAGAUCAAGUUCGGCAUUCUCGGUUGUGCAAAUAUAGCUCGCUGCCUCGUAAGAUCCAUGAAACUACUCCCCGAGGUUAAGAUUUACGCAAUUGCGAGCAGAACAUUAGCCAAGGCUCAGAGCUUUGCGGCAGAAAACGAACUCCCCGAGGAGACCAAGGUGUACGGUAGCUACGACGAGCUUGUGGAAGACGAGGAGGUGGACGCGCUGUACAUCCCCCUUCCCACUGCAUUUCAUGUCGAAUGGGUCCUCAAAGCUGCUGCAAAGAAGAAACAUGUGCUGCUUGAGAAGCCACCAGCUCGCACUGUGGAGGAACUCAAAGUCAUGGUCGAAGCUCUUGACAAGAAUGGUCUACAGUACAUGGACGGGACUAUGUGGAUGCAUCAUCCUCGCACGCGGAAGAUGGAGGCUGUUCUCCACGAUUCUUCCCGACUCGGAAGAAUCCUCGAGGUUCAUGCAACCUUUAACUACCACGCCGAAGUGGCAUAUAAUAGUAUAGGAGGAUUGACUGCGGAUGUACGAGGAAACCCAGAUUUGGACGGCUUGGGCGCCCUCGGUGACAUCGGCUGGUACUGCGCGCGCGGCAUACUCUGGGCCUACGACUACGAAAUGCCAGCAUCCGUCACAGCACAUCCGGGUGCUUCGUACAAUGAGAAAGGCGUGAUAGUGAGUUGUGGGGCAACGCUCGUCUGGCCCGAUGGCCGCACGGCAACUUUCACAACCUCAUUCAACACCAGCCACGUCAUGAAACUCCUCGUCGUGGGAGAGACCGGCAGCUUGGAAUCCGACGACUUUACCCUUCCGGCGAGCAACGUGAAGUCCUCCUUCAAAGUGGUAUCUAACACGAGCUGGAAGGACAAGCUUGCUGGUUGGCACCGCACUGAGGACUUCCAAGAAGUAACUCUGGAGAUUCCCCAAGAAGCUCACAUGAUCCGUGAAUUCGCAAGGCUUGUUGCUAACAUUCGAAAUGGAACGGGAGCGGUGGAACCCAAGUGGUCAGAGAUCUCUGUAAAGACUCAAAUGGUGCUCAACGCUGUGAAGCAGUCCAUCGAAAAUGGCCUCAAAACCAUCAAUCUCUGAAGGUCCGGCAGCUCCUGGACUCACUGUAUCUGCACUGUAUCUGCCAGGUCCUUGUGAAAAAAUCAUAUCAUCGUUAACAACGCAGAAGAUUUUCAGUUUAGAUCUUCAUUCGCAAGUUGGAUGUUGGAACUGACGACGCGUAUUGCAUCCUUCGUCACAUAGAAAUCUGUCGCGAUGCGCCUCGUGCUCUCUCUCUACUUUUGUGAUCUAAGUUCCAUACUGUUCGGCUUCCACGGUAUAUGAGGUAGAAUCUACUAUCACAACACAGAUCUAAUUCCGUGUCAAGUUGAUCAGUUUUACUUUCGUGAUAAAAAUUUAUCCAAUAUUGGUUCAUUCAAA
Molecule: messenger RNA, 1794 nt
Organism: Physcomitrium patens
Lineage: Eukaryota; Viridiplantae; Streptophyta; Bryopsida; Funariales; Funariaceae
Source: RefSeq, a predicted model, not a curated record